Molecule: messenger RNA, 2683 nt
Organism: Mangifera indica (mango)
Lineage: Eukaryota; Viridiplantae; Streptophyta; Magnoliopsida; Sapindales; Anacardiaceae
Product: glyoxysomal fatty acid beta-oxidation multifunctional protein MFP-a-like
Exons: 18
Coding region: 125-2290 (721 amino acids)
Biological process (GO): fatty acid beta-oxidation
Cellular component (GO): peroxisome
Molecular function (GO): NAD+ binding; (3S)-3-hydroxyacyl-CoA dehydrogenase (NAD+) activity
Source: RefSeq, a predicted model, not a curated record
UCUCUCCCAGCGAACGAAGCUACAUAAUUCAGAGCAACUGAGCUUGAGGCUUCAAAAUCUCAUUGAUCUGAACCAAACAGAGGAAAGUCUUCUGGAGUAAAAUUUGCAGCGAAGAAAAAUCCAGAUGGGGAAGGGAAGAACAACGAUCGAAGUUGGAGCUGAUGGGGUUGCUCUCAUCACCAUCGUCAAUCCUCCUGUCAAUUCUCUCUCUUUGGAUGUGUUAAGGAGCCUGAAAGAGAGUUAUGACCAAGCCUUAUGCAGAGAUGAUGUGAAGGCAAUUGUUGUUACAGGAGCCAAGGGUAAGUUUUCUGGUGGCUUUGACAUUUCCGGCUUUUCUGGAGUUCAAGAAGGAAAAGCGGAGCAGUCUGGUGGUUCUGUAUCAAUAGAUAUUCUAACUGACACUCUAGAAGCUUCUAGAAAACCUUUAGUUGCUGCAAUUGAGGGGCUUGCCUUGGGUGGAGGUUUAGAGAUUGCAAUGGUCUGCCAUGCACGGAUGUCAACCCCUACUGCACAGUUAGGCCUUCCUGAACUUCAACUAGGAGUCAUCCCUGGAUUUGGAGGAACACAGCGACUUCCCCGUCUUGUUGGUAUUACAAAGUCCCUUGAAAUGAUGUUGACUUCAAAACCGGUUAAAGGGGAGGAAGCUCAUGCUUUGGGCCUUGUAGAUGCCGUGGUUGCACCCAAUCAGUUGAUAAGCACUGCACGCCAAUGGGCCCUGGAUAUCUUGGAAUGUAGAAGACCAUGGGUUGCCACUCUUUACAAGACUGAUAAGUUAGAUCCUCUUGGGGAGGCAAGGGAAAUAUUCAAGUUUGCUAGGGUUCAGGCCAGGAAGCAGGCUCCAAAUCUCAAACAUCCGAUAGUCUGCAUUGAUGUUGUUGAAGAGGGUGUGGUUUCUGGUCCUCGGGCUGGACUUUUGAAGGAAGCUGAAGCUUUCCAAGAACUUGUGCAUUCUGACACAUGCAAAAGUUUGGUUCAUAUCUUCUUUGCUCAACGUGGAACCUCAAAGGUUCCUGGGGUAACUGAUCUUGGCUUGAUGCCACGACGAGUGAAUAAGGUUGCAAUUCUUGGUGGAGGAUUAAUGGGCUCUGGAAUAGCUACUGCAUUGAUUCUCAGUAAUUAUCCUGUGAUUCUGAAAGAAGUAAAUGAGAAGUUCUUGGAGGCUGGGAUUAAUAGAGUCAGAGCCAAUCUGCAAAGCCGUCUCAAAAAAGGAAAAAUGACUCAGGAAAAGUUUGACAAGACCAUGUCUAUCCUUAAGGGUACUUUGGACUACGAGAGCUUCAAAGAUGUUGAUAUGGUCAUUGAGGCUGUUAUUGAAAAUGUUUCUUUGAAGCAACAAAUUUUUGUUGAUCUUGAAAAAUAUUGUCCACCACAUUGCAUACUUGCUAGUAACACUUCAACAAUUGACCUGAAUUUGAUUGGUGAACGGACCAAGUCUCAGCAUCGGAUUGUUGGAGCCCAUUUCUUUAGUCCCGCCCAUGUCAUGCCACUUUUGGAAAUUGUUCGUACUAAUAAGACUUCUCCCCAAGUGAUUGUGGACUUACUAGAUAUUGGUAAAAAGAUAAAGAAGACUCCUGUUGUGGUCGGUAAUUGCACAGGCUUUGCUGUCAACAGGAUGUUCUUCCCAUACACACAAGCUGCUUUAUUGCUUGUUGAACGUGGAACAGAUCCUUAUCUGAUUGAUAGGGUGAUUACCAAAUUUGGAAUGCCAAUGGGUCCUUUCAGAUUGGCUGACCUUGUUGGUUUUGGAGUGGCAAUUGCAACUGGCAUGCAAUUUAUCGAGAAUUUCCCUGAGCGAACGUAUGGAUCAAUGAUUAUCCCAAUCAUGCAAGAGGAUAAGAGAACAGGUGAAACCACCCGCAAAGGAUUCUACUUUUAUGAUGAUAAACGCAAAGCGAGACCGGAUCCUGAACUAAAGAAAUAUGUUGAGAAGGCUCGGAGCAUUUCUGGUGUUACCAUUGACCCAAAGUUUGCUAAAUUAUCAGAGAAGGACAUUGUGGAGAUGAUAUUUUUCCCAGUGGUUAAUGAAGCCUGUCGAGUAUAUGCUGAAGGAAUUGCAGUCAAAGCUGCUGACCUUGAUAUUUCUGCUGUUAUGGGCAUGGGUUUUCCACCUUACAGGGGGGGUAUCAUGUUCUGGGCGGACUCUUUGGGGUCUAAGUACAUCUAUUCAAGUUUGAAGGAAUGGUCAAAACUGUAUGGAGAAUUUUUCAAGCCUUGUGCCUUCUUGGCUGAAAGAGCUGCCAAGGGAGCUCCUCUGAGUGUUCCGGUGGAACAGACCAAGUCAAAAUUAUAAGCUUUACUUGCUCAUUAUGGUAGGCGUUUGUUGGGAUCUUUGUUUCAUGCAUGCUGCUGUGUUGUACAACUCUGAUGCUGUAUCAUAUAGCUCUGGAGGAGCCAGAUAAUGUCGAGAUAAUAAAGUGAUGUAAAGAUGUUGAGAAAGUGGCCUGGACAUCUCGGAAUGUAGUCUCUAUAGGCAUUUCUUAAAGGCAAAAUAUGUUACUUUCAGCUCUCACACUGUUGCCCUUUUGCUGUCAACCCAAGAAAAUAUGUCUGUCCAUUAAAAUCAUCAGAGAUCUUUAUGGGGCCACGGCCAUUGCUGUAGUAACCAUAUAAAAGUGUGGAGACUAUUUGUUGCAUAAUAAUUGUUAUAUAUACUCCAAACAAAAAUCACAAUCAACUUGUCGAA